CCAACGAAUCACAAAUUACUGCGCAAUGGACGUAGAUAAGUCCAAAACAUUGAAUUGUAGUGAUAUGAUUAGUUUAGAAGAAAAAAUUAAACUAGCUUUAGAAGAGAAUGUCAGUUUAAAGUCUCACAUUGAACGUAUGAAUAGUGAAUGCAUGGAACUCAAUGCUACUUUAUUUGAAGAAGCAAAUAAAAUGGUCUAUGAGGCUAUGUCUAAAGAACAAUAUGCUGUUAGACAAGCGAAAGAGAAAAUUCAAGAAAAUGAGAUACUUCAAUCAGAAGUUCGUGCAUUAAAAUCAUUAGUUUCUGAAUUAUCAUCAAGUAUAACAAAUCAAAAGAUCAAAAAUUCUUUAUAUUCUACAAGAAUGAGUUAUGAUAAUAUAGCUACAUAUAAAUCACCGGAAAUUCAUCGUAAACUAGCUACAAGUAAUCUAUUAGAUGUGAAACGUAAUAAUUCUAAAUAUGGUGGAUUAGAACAAUUCAAUCGACGUGAUCUAUUAACAGCGAUGAUUACACAUAGGCCGUGUAAAAAUAAUUUAGAUGUUGAUACAUUUGAAGAAUUUCUAGAAUGGUUACAAAAUGAUUGUCCAUUAGAUUUACCUAAAAUAGCAUUUACAGAAUUGAAUGAACAUUUAUUCUAUGAUCAAGAAGAAAGCAGAAAAGAUGAAACGAUAAAAGACUUUUAUCAAAAAGAAAUCAAUAGACCUAAUCAAACAGUCAAUAAUAAUCAUAUUAAUCAAAGUAUAACUAAUCAUCAUCAUCAUAAUACUAAUGACAGAAGUAAUCAUUCUACUUUAUCCAAUGGUUUCGAUGUACACAACUCUAUGAAUUAUAUGAAUGAGAAUCGAACCAAUGAUAAUAAUAAUAAAGAUGAAAAAAACAUUGAAUCUAAUCAUUCUGGUCAUAAUAUAAUAAGAACUAUUGUUAUUACAUCAGAAAAUUCAACCAAACCAAAUAAUACUGAAAGUGUAAAAGAUAUUUCAACCUAUUCAAUAAACAAUCCUAAUGAUUCACAAAUUGCAUCAAUCCUCGCUGAUAAAUAUUCAUCAUCAUCAUCAUCAUCAUCAUCACUAGUAGUAACGAAUAGUUGUAUUAAAACAAAUUCAUUGAUCAACAACAAUUCAAAUCAUAAUAGAUUAUUGAAUAAACCAUUAUCAAAAUUUAUAUAUCGUUUAUUUUUACAAGAUAUUAAACCAUGUUUUGAAUUUAUUGAUAGAAAACUUAUUGCUUCUAUUUAUAAAGCGUUACCGGAAUUAGGUUUAGAAAUUACACCGAUUACAGCGGCAGAGUCGAAUGGUGGUGGUGGCUUACACCGAAACAAUAAUGUGAACAGUAGUGAUAAUGAAACAAUGAAAACUAAUCGUGAACAUUGUGCAUUAAUGCCAAAAUAUGAAGCUGUAUUCCAUAUGAAAAUUAGAACACCUGAUUCCAAUGAAAUCGAUUGUAAAAUAUCAUUACCAGCAAGAGAUAGAUUAGUUGCUGUAGUUAAUCUAUUUCAAUAUUUAAGUAUUAUAAAACGUGGUUUAGAUUCUAGUCCAAUGCUUAGUGUAAAUAGAAAAACUCAUACAAAUCAUCAUAUCAUUGAAAUCAACCAAUCUAAUCAUUGUAAUCAACAAAUUAAUUAUAAAAGUAUACAACAAUUAAACAACAACAACACCACCAGUAAUGAUGAAAUAGAAAUUAUUCCAAACAAAAUUGAAAUACAUGAACAACAAUUCCGUACAAUACAACGGCAUCGUUUAAAUAUUGCAUUAGCUCGUCUUGGCUAUGGUGCACCAGAUUUAGAAUAG
This is a messenger RNA of Schistosoma turkestanicum, 1786 nucleotides long. The record is from the annotation of a GenBank genome assembly. NCBI's taxonomy places the organism in Eukaryota, Metazoa, Platyhelminthes, Trematoda, Strigeidida, Schistosomatidae.